Manis pentadactyla (Chinese pangolin) is the source of this 6439-nucleotide messenger RNA. RefSeq names its product NADH:ubiquinone oxidoreductase core subunit S1 (gene NDUFS1). Gene Ontology annotation, biological process: ATP synthesis coupled electron transport. NCBI's taxonomy places the organism in Eukaryota, Metazoa, Chordata, Mammalia, Pholidota, Manidae. Gene Ontology annotation, molecular function: NADH dehydrogenase (ubiquinone) activity; iron-sulfur cluster binding. The coding region runs from base 237 to 2420 and encodes 727 amino acids. Gene Ontology annotation, cellular component: membrane. The record is from RefSeq and is a predicted model, not a curated record. The transcript is spliced from 20 exons.
GUGGAGUCUGGAGUUUCCAGUCCCUCCUGGCUUUCCGUUCUCCAGGUCUGUCUGCCGGAGUUGACCAAGGCCACCAUAUUGGGCGAGCGACCCGGCCUCUUAGGGGUCCGAGAGGAACAGAGAGCUGUGCAGAGCAGCUUCGGCGGCUCCAGGGAGUAGCCUCAUUCUCCUCUUGUCCUUGACUGUUCGCCGCGUCGCACCCCGUCGCCUCGGGAAUCCCAAGAGCCGGCAGCAGUAUGUUAAGGAUACCUGUAAGAAGGGCCUUAGUAGGCCUUUCUAAGUCUCCUAAAGGAUAUGUUCGAACAACUGCCACAGCAACAAGCAACUUGAUUGAAGUAUUUGUUGAUGGUCAGUCUGUCAUGGUGGAACCAGGAACUACCGUCCUCCAAGCUUGUGAGAAGGUUGGCAUGCAGAUCCCUCGAUUCUGUUACCAUGAAAGGUUGUCUGUUGCUGGAAACUGCAGGAUGUGCCUUGUUGAAAUUGAGAAAGCUCCUAAGGUUGUAGCUGCCUGUGCCAUGCCUGUAAUGAAAGGCUGGAAUAUCCUGACAAACUCAGAGAAAUCUAAGAAAGCCAGAGAAGGUGUGAUGGAAUUCUUAUUAGCAAAUCACCCACUGGACUGUCCUAUUUGUGACCAGGGAGGUGAAUGUGAUCUGCAGGACCAGUCCAUGAUGUUUGGAAGUGAUAGGAGCCGAUUUUUAGAAGGGAAACGUGCUGUGGAGGAUAAGAAUAUUGGGCCCUUGGUAAAGACCAUCAUGACUAGAUGUAUACAGUGUACUCGCUGCAUCAGAUUUGCAAGUGAGAUUGCAGGAGUAGAUGAUUUGGGAACAACAGGCAGAGGAAAUGAUAUGCAAGUUGGUACAUACAUUGAAAAGAUGUUCAUGUCUGAACUGUCUGGGAAUAUCAUUGAUAUCUGCCCUGUAGGUGCCCUAACCUCUAAGCCCUAUGCCUUUACUGCCCGGCCUUGGGAAACAAGAAAGACAGAAUCCAUUGACAUAAUGGAUGCAGUUGGAAGUAAUAUUGUGGUAAGCACAAGAACUGGGGAGGUGAUGAGGAUUUUGCCAAGAAUGCAUGAGGACAUCAAUGAAGAAUGGAUCUCUGAUAAAACCAGAUUUGCCUAUGAUGGGCUAAAACGUCAAAGACUUACCGAGCCGAUGGUCAGAAAUGAAAAGGGGCUAUUAACCUAUACCUCCUGGGAGGAUGCACUCUCUCGUAUAGCUGGAAUGUUUCAGAGUUUUCAAGGCAAGGAUGUGGCAGCAAUUGCAGGUGGCUUGGUGGAUGCAGAAGCCCUGGUGGUGCUCAAAGAUUUGCUUAAUAGAGUGGACUCUGACACUCUGUGCACUGAAGAGCUCUUCCCUACUGCAGGAGCUGGCACAGAUUUGCGUUCCAAUUAUCUUCUAAAUACUACAAUUGCUGGUGUGGAAGAGGCAGAUGUUGUCCUUUUGGUUGGUACAAAUCCACGUUUUGAGGCACCACUAUUUAAUGCUAGAAUUCGAAAGAGCUGGCUUCAUAAUGACUUAAAAGUGGCCCUUAUAGGCAGCCCAGUGGAUCUCACUUACAGAUAUGACCAUCUGGGAGAUUCCCCUCAAAUUCUUCAAGACAUUGCUUUGGGUAGCCAUCCAUUCAGCCAGGUCCUAAAGGCAGCUAAAAAACCAAUGGUCAUUUUAGGCAGUUCUGCACUCCAAAGAAACGAUGGGGCAGCAAUUCUCGCAGCUGUUUCCAACAUUGCUCAAAAGAUUCGGGCAAGUAGUGGUGUUACUGGUGAUUGGAAAGUUAUGAAUAUCCUUCAUAGGAUUGCAAGCCAAGUAGCUGCUUUGGACCUUGGCUAUAAACCUGGGGUGGAAGCAAUUCGUAAGAACCCUCCCAAAGUGCUUUUUCUCCUGGGAGCAGAUGGAGGUUGUGUCACUCGACAGGAUUUGCCAAAGGAUUGUUUCAUUAUUUAUCAAGGACAUCAUGGUGAUGUUGGAGCCCCUAUAGCUGAUGUUAUUCUCCCAGGGGCUGCUUACACAGAGAAGUCUGCUACUUACGUCAAUACUGAGGGCCGAGCUCAGCAGACUAAAGUAGCAGUGACACCUCCUGGCUUGGCAAGAGAAGACUGGAAAAUUAUAAGAGCCCUCUCUGAGAUUGCAGGUAUAACUCUUCCAUAUGAUACUCUGGAUCAAGUAAGGAACAGAUUGGAAGAAGUCUCUCCUAAUCUUGUUCGAUAUGAUGAUGUCGAAGGAGCUAAUUAUUUCCAGCAAGCAAAUGAGCUGUCCAAGCUUGUGAACCAGCAACUUCUUGCUGAUCCACUUGUUCCACCUCAGCUAACCAUUAAAGACUUCUAUAUGACAGAUUCAAUUAGCAGAGCCUCACAGACAAUGGCCAAAUGUGUCAAAGCUGUCACAGAGGGUGCCCAGGCAGUGGAGGAGCCAUCCCUGUGCUGAAACAUCUACUGGGAAUCCUGCAUGGUUACAAAUGGUUAACUGACAAUUAUGUUGGAGUAACCUCUCAGAGGUUUAUCUCUUUAAAACAUAACCUGAAUGAUGUAAUAUUUAAGGUUCUACCAUGCUUAUUUGAAAACAAUAUUGCAGUUUUCAAAGAACUUUGAGGUUUCAGAAACAUUUAUGUAUUCCGUGUCAAUGUUGUUAAAUAGUUUAAUAAACGUAUAUAGAUGCUCUUUCAUGUAAAAGUAUUGAUAAUCUUUGCCGUAAAUUUAAAGAAAAUCCUUAAAAUAUGAAUUUUUGUUCAUAGUCAUUGAUCAUUUAAUGUUUGUAAAAUGGAUGAAAUAAGAAGAGCUUCCAUUAUUAGGACCCAAUUUUUUCUAGUGCUAAAGAAAAGAUUUAAGCAUUCAGUCAUGCUGGAUAAAUAGAGAAAGUACAGUAAUAUAAUCAUACAUCAGAUAUAUAUCUUGGACAACUAUAAUUAAUAGUUGUCAUAAUAUUAUUAGAUGAUUAUUCAGCUUUCUCCAUGUGGUAAGCACUCUGGUUUUACAUGCAUUACCUUGUUUUGUCCUUGCUACAGCAACCCCAUGAGGUCGUUGGAAAUGACAACUGAAGUGCAGGGAUAUUAGGUAGCUUGCUCAAGGCCAUAGCAAAAAGUCACAGACCCAAGUCUAGUUCUCUCUGACUCCAAAGCCCAUUGUUCUUUUUUUCUUUUUUUUAAAUUAAGGUAUCAUUGAUAGACAAUCUUAUGAAGGUUUCACAUGAGCAACACUUGUGGUUCUACAUUCACCCAUAUUAUCAAGUCCUCCCAUAUAUCCCAUUACAGUCACUGUCCAUCAGCGUAGUAAGAUGCUAUAGAGUCACUACUUGUCUUCUUUGUGCUAUACUGUCUUCCCUGUGUCCCCCCUACAUUAUGUGUGCUAAUCAUAAUACCUCUUAACCCCCUGCUCUCUCCCUCCCCACCCACCCUUCCCACCCCCUACCCCUUGGUAACUGCUAGUACCCUCCUGGUGUCUGUGAGUCUGCUGCUGUUUUGUUCCUUCAGUUUUUGCUUUGUUAUACUCCACAAGCGAGUUGAAAUAAUUUGGUACUUGUCUUUCUCUGCCUGGCUUAUUUCACGGAGCAUAAUACCCUCUAGCUCCAUCCGUGUUGUUGCAAAUAAUGGGAUUUGUUUUCUUAUGGCUGAAUAAUAAUUCUAUUGUGUAUAUGUACCACCUCUUUAUCCAUUCAUCUACUGAUGGACACUUAGGUUGCUUCCAUUUCUUGGCUAUUAUAAAUAGUCCUGCAAUAAACAUAGGGGUGCAUAUGUCUUUUUGAAUCAGGGAUCUUGUUUCUUAGGGUAAAUUCCUAGGAGUGGAAUUCCUGAGUCAAAUGAUAUUUCUAUUUUUAGUUUUUUGAGGAACCUCCAUAUUGCUUUCCACAAAGGUUGAACUAAUUUACAUUCCCACCAAUAGUGUAGAAGGGCUCCCCUUUCUCUGCAUCCUCGCCAGCAUUUGUGGUUUCUUGUAUUUUUGGUGUUGGCCAUCCUAACUGGUAUGAGGUGAUAUUUCAUUGUGGUUUUAAUUUGCAUUUCCCUGAUGAUUAGCAAUGUGGAGCAUCUUUUCAUGUGCCUGUUGGCCAUCCAAAUUUCUUCUUUGUAGAAGUGUCUUUUCAGAUCCUUUGCCUAUUUUUUUAAUUGUGUUAUUUGCUUCUUGGGUGUUGAGGCAUGUGAGUUCUUUAUAUAUUUUGGAUGUUAACCCCUUAAUGUAUAUGUUGGUUAUGAAUAUAUUCUCUCGUACAAUAGGAUGCCUUUUUGUUCUGCUGAUGGUAUCCUUUGCUGUACAGAAGCUUUUUAGCUUGAUGUAGUCCCAUUUGUUCAUUUUUGCUUUUGUUUCCCUUGCCCAAGGACAUGUGUUCAGGAAAAAGUUGCUCAUGUUUAUAUUCAAGAGAUUUUUGCCUAUGUUUUCUUCUAAGAGUUUUAUGUUUUCAUGACUUAUAUUCAGGUCUUUGAUCCGUUUUGAGUUUACUUUUGUGUAUGGAGUUAGACAGUAAUCCACUUUAAUUCUCUUACAUGUAGCUGUCCAGUUUUGCCCACACCAGUUGUUGAAGAGGCUGUCAUUUCCCCAUUGUAUAUGCAUGGCUCCCUUAGCAUAUAUAAUUGGCCAUACAUGUGUGGGUUAAUAUCUAGACUCUCUAUUCCAUUGGUCUAUGGGUCUAUUCUUGUGCCAGUACCAAAUUGUCUUGAUUACUGUGCAAAGCCCAUUGUUCUUUACUGCUGCACUUAAUUCCCUCCUAUCAAUAGAGAUUCUAUAGGUUGUUAUUUCUAAGAAUUAGCAUUGAGAAGCUUGAUGGACAAUGCAUUUUUCUGUUUUCUCUUGAAUUGGUGUUUAUAUAAUGUCAUGGUGAUUUAGCUGACAUUUUUCUUUGUGUAAUAGAUUACACAUGCAUGCACACACACACAGACACACCCUUGAAGUGAGGGACAUCUCGAGAUAAAUUGAGAUAUUUGAUGUUCCAUAUUCAGUAUAUUAACACCAUCUGCAGUAGUAGGUCAACUAAAUUAUUUUAUACAACUAACAGGUUUUGUAAUUUUCAGUUAUCAAAAUAAGUAAAAAUUUUAUAAUCUAAAGCUAUAUUAAAUUUUUUUCAAAACCUCUGUUCAGAAUCCUUUUGUUUUGCAAUCCUCAUUCCUUGCUGCUUUCAUUAAAGAUUAGCCCAACUAUAGAAUGUGGUUUUCCUGAUAAAACAAAGUAUAAGAUAUUUAGAAUAAUAGUAUGUCAUCAAUACUCUAUCUUCAAAAAUUACAUAAAAUUUGUCACUUUUAACAGCUUUUUAGGAACUAUUUUAUCCACAUUAGUGGUGUGUCAUGAAAUUGUAUACUUGGCUUAAAGUACUUUGCUUAAAAUUCUCAGUUGUCUGAAAUUGUAUAAAUUCCUGCUGAAAGUCUUUGAAUUCAAUACAAACUUUCUGUCAUUCUCUACUUUCUUUACUGCUUAGCACUGUUGGUGACCUCACAACACAGGGGCAUACACUCUCAGUUUUGUAUUUUCCGGGGUACUCUUCAGUCAAUGGGUGUAAACUUCAUAGGGUUGUUGGUGAGAAAAUAUUGUGUUCAAGUGGAGAAGAGGUGACAGAUGACUAAGAUGGUCCAGGAUUUUUGGGCUGCCAUCCAGGCAGCAUGUGUUGAAUUUGUAAUUCUGUAAAAAAUACUUUGCCUGGGGUGAUUAGUGCUCAAUAAAAUUCAUUGGUUUUUACAUAAAGUAAACAUGAAAGUCUGUCUCAGGCACCUAUUAAUCACAUAAUGUUAAAUAUUAAGGUUAUUAUGAGCAUACAUAUUAUAGAUGGCUGCCAGGAAAAGAAAGACUUUCUGAAGAAAAACCUACAGGUAGAAGAAAAAUAGGCAUAGGUGAGAAUAACCUGGCUAAUGGAAUUAUGAUUCAAAGCAAAGAGUCCUAUAGCAUGUUACUUCUAUGAUAGACAAUGACUGCAGUGGGUGGGGUGAGGACUUGAUAAUAUGGGUGAAUAUUGAAACCACAAUGUUGUUCAUGUGAAACCUUCAUUAGAGUGUAUUUUCAAUGAUACUUUAAUUAAAAAAAUAAAAUGGAAAAAAGGAAACUGUGUCAACAGUGAGGACAUAUACAAAGGCUCAAGACCAAGUCCCUCUGGUCAAAGAAGGCCAGCUGGAAAGACUGUGGAACAAUGCCAUUUAAAGAGGACCUUCUAAAUAUGUGCCAUUAAAGCUUUAAGUAUUUUGUGUCUUAAUUUUCACAAAACCCGGCUGACAACGGGUAUUAAUUGAGACCCAAGAAAUAUCAAAUAACUUGCCCACGGUUACAGAGUUAGAAACUAAAGGCAAGGGGGUUUAGAGAGAUUUUUACUGCCCCAUGUUGCCUUAAAUGAAAACCUUUGAACAGCUAUAAAAAUUGAAUAAAUGUUGAAGAAAAAUCUUAAAGCUUGAACUCCAUAUAGGAUUCCCCCAAAUUUACUGUGCAUUGUACUAUAAUGAAUAUAUUAAUAAAAAUUAUUAUGCAUUAUUAACAAUA